AGCCUCGACGGCACCUCGCUGCAUGGAGCUGGGCUGCUGAAGGCCGCUGGCGCGGGACAGCUUCUGCUGCAUCCCUGGAUCCGAGGCUCUCGGCCUGCCCGUUGACUCCUGGCAGCCCCAGGGCGUGCCUGGGUCCCCGGGACCUGGCAUUCUGAUCGCCCAGCCAUGGAGCGGUGCAGCAGCUGCCACCGUCUCCUUCUGCUCCUACCUCUGGUGCUGGGGCUGACCGCUGCCCCGGGCUGGGCAGGUGCACCCUCUGUGGAUGUGCUAAGGGCACUGAGGUUCCCCAGCCUCCCUGAUGGCGUCCGGAAGGCGCGAGGUGUCUGUCCAGCAGAUACAGCCUAUAGAGUAUCAAGACCUGCCCAGCUCAGUGCACCCACCCGCCAGCUCUUCCCAGGAGGUUUUCCCAAAGAUUUCUCUCUGCUGACUGUUAUCCGGACGCGCCCAGGCCUCCAAGCUCCCCUCUUGACUUUGUACAGUGCCCAGGGUGUCCAACAGCUGGGCCUGGAGCUUGGCCGACCUGUCCGCUUCCUGUAUGAGGACCAGACUGGUCGGCCUCAACCCCCGGCUCAGCCAGUCUUCAGAGGUCUCAGCCUAGCAGAUGGCAAGUGGCAUCGUGUGGCUGUGGCUGUGAAGGGCCAAUCUGUCACCCUAAUUGUGGACUGCAAGAAGCGAGUGACCCGGCCCCUUCCCCGAAGUGCUCGUCCAGUGUUGGACACCCGUGGGGUGGUGACCUUUGGAGCCCGUGUCCUGGAUGAAGAAGUCUUCGAGGGCGAUGUUCAGGAGCUUCUCAUUGUCCCAGGCGUCCAAGCUGCUUAUGAAUCUUGUGAACAGAAAGAUCUGGAAUGUGAGGGGGCUCAAAAGGACAGACCUCAGAACCAUCAGCCUCACCGAGCCCAGAGGUCUCCCAGGCAGCAGCCGUCAAGACUCCACAAGCCGCAGAGCCAGGAGCCCCAGCAACAGCCCACUGAGGCGCUCUACUAUGACUACGAGCCCCCCUAUUAUGACGUGAUGACUCCAGGGACGACCCCUGACUAUCAGCGUCCUCAGAGCCCCAACCACAGGGCUCCCCCUUCCCCUAGGGGGCGUCGGACCCCUCCCCGAAAGUCUAACCCACCUGCCAAGAGGUCAGCAGGCAGGCAGGCACCCCCCUCGGCAGCCCGAAGGCCCUCUCCAACGGGGGGCUCUGGUCCAGCCCGCGGCCAGUCUCCCCCCUCCCGAAGCCCAGCUCGGAGGGCAGCUCCCCCCACUGCCCGGGCCCCCCCCAGGACCAGAGGCAGCGGUUACCGGCAGGACCCCACCCCAGGCGAAGAAGAAGGAGUCCUGGAGCCAAGCCCCUGGCCACUCCCUGAGGAGGAGCAGACAGGCCUCCAGGUCGCCCCCACAGCCGACAGGUUCCGGGCAGCGGAGUAUGGGGAGGGUGGCGCGGACCCCCCGGCAGGGUUCUACGCUUACACCCCUGACUAUGGGGAGGCCUAUGGCGAGGAGACCGAGCUUGGCCCAGCCCUCUCUGCAGAGACAGCCCACCUGGGAGCCGCUGCCCAUGGGCCCCGGGGGCUGAAGGGAGAGAAGGGCGAGCCUGCGGUGCUGGAACCUGGCAUGUUCGUCGAGGGGCCUCCUGGCCCGGAAGGUCCUGCGGGACUGGCUGGACCCCCUGGCAUCCAGGGGAAUCCAGGCCCAGUUGGAGAUCCUGGAGAGCGGGGGCCCCCUGGCCGUGCAGGGCUCCCUGGAUCAGAUGGAGCCCCAGGCCCUCCUGGCACAUCCCUCAUGCUCCCAUUCCGGUUUGGCAGCAGUGGGGGCGACAAGGGCCCUGUGGUGGCAGCUCAGGAGGCCCAGGCCCAGGCGAUUCUGCAGCAGGCGCGGCUGGCGCUCCGUGGACCUCCUGGCCCCAUGGGAUACACGGGCCGCCCUGGACCCUUGGGACAGCCCGGGAGCCCUGGCCUGAAGGGGGAAGCUGGAGAGCUGGGACCUCAGGGUCCCAGAGGACCUCAGGGCCUCACAGGCCCUCCAGGCAAGGCUGGGCGAAGAGGUCGAGCGGGUGCUGAUGGAGCCCGAGGGAUGCCUGGAGAACCUGGAGUGAAGGGUGACCGAGGUUUUGAUGGACUCCCAGGACUACCUGGGGAGAAAGGACAUAGGGGUGAUACUGGUGCCCAAGGCCUUCCUGGGCCCCCUGGUGAAGAUGGAGAGCGGGGAGAUGAUGGGGAGAUCGGGCCCCGAGGGCUGCCUGGAGAGUCGGGACCUCGAGGACUCCUUGGCCCCAAAGGUCCCCCCGGUAUUCCUGGGCCCCCGGGCAUCCGAGGCAUGGAUGGUCCUCACGGCCCCAAAGGGAGCCUGGGGCCUCAAGGAGAGCCAGGACCUCCUGGACAACAAGGCACUCCUGGGACCCAGGGUCUUCCUGGACCUCAGGGUGCCAUUGGUCCUCAUGGAGAGAAGGGUCCUCGAGGGAAACCAGGGCUCCCUGGCAUGCCUGGCUCAGAUGGACCCCCGGGCCACCCAGGGAAGGAAGGCCCACCUGGAACCAAAGGAAACCAGGGUCCCUCUGGACCUCAGGGUCCUCUAGGAUACCCAGGCCCUCGAGGUGCCAAGGGUGUGGAUGGAAUUCGGGGCCUGAAGGGUCACAAGGGUGAAAAAGGCGAGGACGGCUUUCCUGGGUUCAAAGGUGACACCGGCGUGAAAGGCGACCGGGGCGAAGUUGGGGUUCCUGGUUCCAGGGGAGAAGAUGGCCCUGAGGGGCCGAAGGGACGCACUGGACCCAACGGAGACCCUGGGCCCCCUGGGCUCAUGGGAGAGAAGGGCAAGCUCGGUGUUCCUGGUCUGCCUGGCUACCCCGGACGCCAGGGCCCCAAGGGGUCCCUAGGAUUUCCUGGUUUUCCUGGGGCCAGUGGAGAGAAGGGAGCCCGGGGCUUGUCUGGGAAGUCAGGACCCCGAGGAGAACGAGGCCCCACGGGUCCAAGGGGUCAGCGGGGGCCGCGAGGUGCCACUGGGAAGUCUGGAGCCAAGGGAACCUCAGGUGGCGAUGGCUCCCAUGGGCCCCCUGGAGAGAGGGGCCUCCCUGGGCCUCAGGGCCCCAACGGAUUUCCUGGCCCCAAAGGGCCUCCGGGACCCCCGGGAAAGGAUGGGUUGCCAGGACACCCGGGCCAGAGAGGAGAAGUGGGAUUCCAAGGGAAGACUGGCCCCCCGGGCCCCCCUGGAGUGGUGGGACCUCAGGGAACAGCAGGAGAAAGUGGUCCCAUGGGGGAGAGAGGUCACCCCGGCCCCCCAGGACCUCCUGGAGAGCAAGGACUGCCUGGCACAGCUGGAAAGGAAGGGACAAAGGGUGACCCCGGCCCCCCUGGAGCCCCAGGCAAGGAUGGUCCUGCUGGCCUGCGGGGCUUCCCAGGAGAGAGAGGCCUCCCAGGCACUGCUGGUGGACCUGGCUUGAAGGGGAACGAAGGUCCGGCUGGCCCCCCUGGCCCUGCAGGCUCCCCUGGGGAGCGAGGUGCAGCAGGAUCAGGGGGUCCCAUUGGCCCCCCAGGACGCCCAGGCCCUCAGGGUCCCCCUGGAGCAGCAGGAGAGAAAGGCGUCCCUGGUGAGAAGGGACCUAUGGGUCCCACUGGCCGCGAUGGGGUGCAGGGUCCUGUGGGGCUUCCUGGUCCUGCUGGCCCCCCAGGUGUGGCUGGAGAGGAUGGAGACAAGGGUGAAGUGGGAGAUCCCGGACAGAAGGGCACCAAAGGGAACAAGGGCGAACAUGGGCCCCCUGGACCUCCUGGCCCCAUCGGUCCCGUGGGGCAGCCUGGAGCUGCGGGAGCGGAUGGGGAGCCUGGAGCUCGAGGGCCCCAGGGACACUUUGGAGCCAAAGGUGAUGAAGGAACAAGAGGAUUCAAUGGGCCCCCGGGACCCAUUGGCCUACAGGGCUUACCUGGACCCUCUGGGGAAAAGGGAGAAACGGGAGACGUGGGUCCUAUGGGACCACCAGGCCCCCCGGGACCUCGCGGCCCAGCUGGACCCAAUGGUGCUGACGGCCCACAGGGUCCCCCUGGAGGUGUUGGAAACCUGGGUCCCCCUGGAGAGAAGGGGGAGCCUGGAGAGUCAGGAUCUCCUGGGGUCCAGGGUGAGCCAGGUGUCAAGGGCCCACGUGGGGAGCGCGGCGAGAAAGGAGAGUCAGGGCAGCCGGGAGAGGCUGGACCACCGGGGCCUAAAGGCCCCACAGGCGAUGAUGGCCCCAAAGGGAAUCCUGGUCCCGUCGGCUUCCCUGGCGACCCCGGCCCCCCUGGAGAAGGCGGCCCUCGGGGCCAGGAUGGUGCGAAGGGUGACCGUGGAGAGGACGGCGAGCCAGGACAGCCUGGAUCCCCUGGUCCCACUGGGGAGAAUGGACCCCCUGGACCCCUUGGCAAGCGGGGACCUGCCGGCACGACUGGUCCAGAGGGGCGGCAAGGGGAGAAGGGAGCCAAGGGGGAUCCUGGUUCUGUGGGUGCCCCUGGGAAGACAGGCCCUGUGGGUCCUGCAGGCCCAGCAGGCAAGCCUGGCCCUGAUGGUCUACGGGGCCUCCCAGGCUCAGUGGGUCAGCAAGGCCGUCCUGGAGCCACGGGCCUGGCUGGCCCCCCGGGUCCUGUGGGACCCCCAGGGCUUCCAGGCCUCCGGGGCGAUGCUGGAGCCAAAGGAGAGAAGGGUCACCCAGGUCUCAUUGGACUGAUCGGGCCCACGGGAGAGCAAGGAGAGAAGGGGGACCGGGGUCUUCCUGGCCCGCAGGGCUCCCCGGGACAGAAGGGAGAGACGGGUAUCCCCGGAGCCUCUGGCCCCAUCGGUCCUGGAGGGCCCCCUGGCCUCCCUGGACCUGCUGGCCCCAAAGGAGCCAAAGGAGCCACUGGCCCAGCCGGACCCAAGGGAGCGAAGGGCAUCCAGGGCCCUCCAGGACACCCGGGCCCUCCGGGAGAGGUGAUCCAGCCACUGCCCAUCCAGAUGCCCAAGAAGACCCGCCGCUCCGUGGACGGAAGUCUCCUGGUGCAGGACGAUGAGGCCAUGCCCACAGGAGGUGCCCCGGGCAGUCCCGGGGGGCUGGAGGAGAUCUUUGGCUCACUGGAUUCGCUGCGGGAGGAGAUUGAGCAGAUGAGGAGGCCGACAGGGACCCAGGACAGCCCCGCCCGCACCUGCCAGGACCUGAAGCUGUGCCACCCUGAGCUGCCUGAUGGAGAGUACUGGGUGGACCCCAACCAGGGCUGCGCGCGAGAUGCCUUCCGGGUGUUCUGCAACUUUACAGCAGGAGGGGAGACGUGUGUGACACCCAGGGAUGACGUCACACAGUUCUCCUACGUGGACUCCGGGGGCUCUCCGGUGGGCGUGGUCCAGCUCACCUUCCUGCGGCUGCUCAGCGUCUCUGCCCACCAAGACGUCUCCUAUCCAUGCUCCGGAGUGGCUCGGGAUGGGCCCCUGAGACUCCGGGGGGCCAACGAAGAUGAGCUGAGCCCAGAGACCAGCCCCUAUGUCAAGGAAUUCAAAAGUGGCUGUCAGACCCAGCAAGGCCGGACGGUGCUGGAGGUGCGCACUCCUGUCCUGGAGCAGCUGCCGGUGCUGGAUGCCUCCUUCUCAGACCUGGGGGCCCCUCCGAGGAGGGGAGGGGUGCUGCUGGGACCUGUCUGCUUCAUGGGCUAGGACUUUCUCUGACGCUGUCUGUCAGAUCCAGCCCCAUCGGGAGUCACACAGCCUUGGCUCCACACCACCUCCCACAAGGGCCUGCCACCAUCCGGGGGCCUUGGGCCAGGGCACCGUGAGCCCCAAGUCAGGGGCAGUGGGGAGGGUGAGUCGGGGUGCCACUGGGACAGUCCAGGGGAGGGGUAUCAUCUGGACUCCAGCCCUCCCACCUGGAGCCCGUGACCUAUUAGAGAGCGGAGACCCUUAUUUAAAAACACUUCCCAAUCACCCCAAACAAGAGGAAGACAAAGGACACUGUGUAUUUUGUAUUUAAAAAAGGAAUUAUAUUAAUUAUUUAAAGAGCGGAGAACAAAACGAAGAAAAUAACAGCCCAGCAGGUGUUGGGGACUGGUGCUGCAAGGGUGGGCUCGGGCACCCAUCCUCACCUCAGGGUUUUCCUCAGUGCCCGUGGGUGUGAUUUCUGCGCUCAACCCCACUUCUGGGCCCCCUCCUGGAGCGCUCACUGAGCCUGCGGGAUACACAGUCUCCUUUCCUCAGGGCUCCAGCUGUCUCCCCAGCUGGGCUUUCUCACCCCCUGCCUGCGGUUCUAACCCUGGUCCGGGCCUGGGGUGGGCGGGACUACCUGCCACUUGGGGAUCAGGCUCCGCCCCCCCGGGGGAAGUGGACCAGAGGGGCUGUGCAGGGCCUGCAUUGAGCAGAUGUUGAAAUAACUGAAGUUCUUCCACGUGACUGGAAAAUCAUUGUGACUCUGAGCGCCCCUGGGCAUCUCGUUGCCUUCCUGGACACAUUAGUCCAGAUUCUGCAAUGAAAGGGUUAAUGUCUAGCCUAUGGCCUCCUAGGAGUUGCCAGAGUUCAUUCUGACUGACGGUUAAACAAUGUGAUCUCCUCGUGGGC
Messenger RNA from Jaculus jaculus (lesser Egyptian jerboa), 6522 nucleotides. It is a transcript of the gene Col11a2, whose product is annotated as collagen type XI alpha 2 chain. The transcript is spliced from 67 exons. Bases 166 to 5628 code for a protein of 1820 amino acids. Gene Ontology annotation, molecular function: heparin binding; extracellular matrix structural constituent. NCBI's taxonomy places the organism in Eukaryota, Metazoa, Chordata, Mammalia, Rodentia, Dipodidae. The record is from RefSeq and is a predicted model, not a curated record.